Molecule: messenger RNA, 1005 nt
Organism: Linnemannia hyalina
Lineage: Eukaryota; Fungi; Mortierellomycota; Mortierellomycetes; Mortierellales; Mortierellaceae
Source: the annotation of a GenBank genome assembly
AUGGUUGAUCUUACCGCGACGGACAGAGAUGAGAGAAAUGUUACGCUAUAUUUUGGAUCUGAAUGGUCUCCUAUGGGAGACCCCACCGCAACCGUUAAGGACUACACCGACGAGACCGCACGCGAAAACGCUGAAAUCGAAUACGAGCUCGUUGACGAGGAGAGCCGCACCAACGCCGGUAUCUACUUUGACAAGUACAAAGAACCCACUCCCAUCUGGCAACAUGCCACCCAGCUCGAGCCUUCUAUUAGGCAGAUCAUGAUGCCUUCCGACAUGCACAAGAACGAGAGCCUAUCGACCGCGCUCCGCAGUGCCACAUUAUCGUCCAUCGUCCAGGCCCCCGCGCGUAAGGUUCUCAAGGAUGACUACAUCCAUAUUCGCGUCAGAAAAAUCGGAGGAACUACGCGCGACAUCGUGCAAAAGGUGGUCAAGCUGGAAGAAUACCGCAAGGAGGAGACAUUGGUCAACCUACUCCUGUCCCAGCCUCCAUCGCGCACGGUCAUUUUUGUCAACAGCAAGCUCAGGGCUGAUAAACUGGACGAUGUCCUGUACAGCCAAAAUUUCCCUUGCGUCUCGCUCCACGGUGACCGCAACCAACGCGAACGUGAAGACGCUUUGAAUGCCUUUAAGUCCGGUCGAAGCCCUAUCCUGAUCACCACCUCGGCCGCCUCUCUCGAUCUGGAUAUCAAGGACGUCCUUCACGUGGUCAACUACGACCUCUGCGACGAGGUUGACGAGUAUGUGCACCGGAUCGAAUGCAUCGCCAGAACUGGCAAACCAACCCUCGUCACGACAUUUUACACUAAUAGCAACAACGUCAUUGCUUCCCAGCUGGCCACAUUCUUGGUGGAGUGCCAGCAAGUCGUCCCUAAAUUCCUUCAAGAAUUUAUGGAUGAAACAACAACAUACGAAGAUGCCGACUUCGUAAUGGAAGACAAGGAUGGAGGGUUUGGCACUCCUGCUGCCAAGGCACCAGCCCAGGAGGAUUGGGUGAUUCUUGAUUAA